GUAAACCGUUUUGUUUUAUAAUUUCUGAAAUUUAAAACAUUACAAGAGAAUAAAUUACUUUUCUUCUCUUCUACGCUGAUCUGACCAAAUUAAUAAAGCAGAAUAUAAAUUUAUUAUUAUUGUGCUUUUGAUUAUCUGGUAUAUUUUUAAAAUUCUGUUUAAAACGCAAUUUUUAGAUUUUUUUUCACCAGUAAGACUUUUGUAAAGUCUAAUGCCAACAGAGAUAAUAUAUAAACCCACACGGCCUGUUUUCCUUCUGCGUUAUUAUUCAAGUAUGGCGCCGCAGGAGCCCAGUUAUUAGAAUUCCAAAAUUCCAAUGGGUUGAUUGUUAAUUCGCAUCUAAGUAAGAUAUUCAGCUGGAAACCACUUUUGCGCUUAAAAUGAACAACCCCUUUCAGCGGGGCCAAUAAUUUCAAAUUGUCUCCGCACGGAAGUUAUAAGUGAAUCGCAGCUAGCGGCCGAUUUCUUCACACGGCACCAGAACUAUUACAAUCAGCAGAGAUUAAGCUUUGCUAACUCAGAGGUGCCAUUGUGUGUGGCCUGUGCUGCGGUUCGAGUGCAAAUUCUGGAAAAAUCUGCGGAUUGCGACAGCGGCGUGCAUUAUGGGCCGCAGUGAACAGCCUCCAGGCUCAAGCGGAACGCCUGAACGUGCUCCAAAAUUCCGCCGAGGGCGCGAGGCGGUGCCUAAUUGGAACCUCUUCAUUGCUCUGCAUCGAUUUUUCACCUUCCGUCUUUUAUGCCCGGAUCAAUUCUCAUUCGACCCAUGCAUACUACUUGCAGAACUCGGUCUCUACUACGACAAUGAGCAAAAAUCAUUGCGAUGCAAUUUUUGCGAUUAUAUUAGCAGUCUGGAGGAGUUUAAGCAAAAACUUCGCGAUGGAACAGACCCGAGGGCGACAAUUGCAAGAGACAUGCAAGAAAAUUUCAACUGCAACAUUGCCGCGGGCGAUUCAAAAAAUGUGCCAAUGCCGGACGCUGAUAAAUGUGAAAACUUCAAAUUUGAAUCACACCGUCUGUACUCGCUGCUGAAAUAUCGCGACUGGUCUCAUGUUGAGCCCCUCGAUUUGGCGAGGAGCGGAUUUUAUUACAUUGGAAAGGAUGACAAAGUCAGAUGUGCUUUUUGUAAUUUAGAAGUGAACGGGUGGGAAGAAGGAGACACUGCCGACGGCGAGCACAAACGCUGGAACCCUAAUUGCCCUUUUUUGAAAGGGGCCUCACUCUUGAACGUCAAAAUAGGAAACGAACCAAUCAAAUCUUCACAUGAUGGUAUAGGAAAAAUGAGCAAGUCAGCGUUACCUUUUCCAUCCUUCGCCAGAGUCGAGCAUCGUCUUAAAACUUUCGAGAACGCCCCACAUCCAUGGCACCUCGACAACCCAACUGUCAGUGAUCUCGUUAAUGCUGGAUUCUAUCUUAAACGAGAUCGCACAGUGUGCUACUGUUGUGAAUUUGAGAAAUUAUUGAUCAAUUGGCGUUUAGGAGAUGUACCCGCUAAUGGUGAAAACCAUCGCGAAAGAUGCGCUCACAAACCAUGAAAUAUGAUGUAUAUAAAAUAUUUAAAUAUUUCAUACUCGUUAAUCUUCAUAAGUAAAGGUAUUUUGUGUUUUUGUAUAUUUUUGAAUUAUAAAAUUUUUUCUUUUCGAAUUUAUACAAUAAAUUAUUGGCUGGAACAAAAUUUGAUUUUUUUUAUAACAUUAAUGAAAAUUUCUUACACGAUAAAGAUGCUGGUCAUUUAUAAACUAUAAUUCCUGAGAUUUUCAAGAAUUUUUUUCGACUAGUAUUUUUAAAAUUUAAAAUUUUGGCCAUUAAAUCGGGAAAAUGUAGGAUUUAAAUACAAGGGUAUAAUUUUCUACGAUCGGUUUAGUUUUUACAUGUCAAAAGAACUUCAUUAUUAUUCAAUAUUAUUUAACUUCAGGAUUUGCAGUCGGGAAUUUAACGACCAGUCCACAGCCAUGUAAAUCCGCAAUACGAAAGCGAAUAAAUGCAAAUCGAGCAAGAUUGUGCGAGAGCGAGCUGAGCAUCUGUGAACAAAAAAGAGCGAGCAAAACUUGAAUUUUUUGUUCAGUGCAACUUCCCAAAAAAAAGCGAACGUGUUGCUCACCAAAGCUGAGCAAGCGGAGCAAGAGAAUAGUUAAAAAUGCAACGUGAGCGCAAGAACAAGCGGCUUUACUCGCACAUUUUUGCUCAAGUUUGUAUACGAUUUAUUGCUGCAUUUCCAAACUCAUUCAUCGACAGAGAGCAGUUAGAACUUUCCGACAUCUCUCUUAAAUACAUAGAGGAUGGAUGGCAGAGUUCGCAGAACAUUGCAAAAAACUUUUUUCUGCAAUUUUGCUAAGAGAGUAAGCGCAAUUCUAUCUUUUUCUAUUGUUUCAACAUGAUUUUUUACGUUUUUUUUCUGUUAGAUAGCUGCAAAUGAAGCAGCUGAGCGAGCACCAGCCGACAAUUUGUCCUGAAUUGGCUGAACAUGCAAUGUUUCUUCCAAAUAAAUAAAAAUUAAAAAAUAUGUGGAUUGAAUGCUCCUAUUAAAAAAUUACAAAAAAAAAUUACAACG
Molecule: messenger RNA, 2548 nt
Organism: Cloeon dipterum
Lineage: Eukaryota; Metazoa; Arthropoda; Insecta; Ephemeroptera; Baetidae
Product: death-associated inhibitor of apoptosis 2-like
Exons: 3
Coding region: 603-1532 (309 amino acids)
Cellular component (GO): cytoplasm; nucleus
Source: RefSeq, a predicted model, not a curated record